Messenger RNA from Trichomycterus rosablanca, 1215 nucleotides. RefSeq names its product BSCL2 lipid droplet biogenesis associated, seipin, like (gene bscl2l). NCBI's taxonomy places the organism in Eukaryota, Metazoa, Chordata, Actinopteri, Siluriformes, Trichomycteridae. Gene Ontology annotation, biological process: lipid storage; lipid droplet organization. The coding region runs from base 1 to 1215 and encodes 404 amino acids. The transcript has 9 exons. Gene Ontology annotation, cellular component: endoplasmic reticulum membrane. The record is from RefSeq and is a predicted model, not a curated record.
AUGGGUACAGAAGGCUCAGACAUGGAGAACUUUGAGGAUAUUGAGGGUCCCCACAUGCACGAUCUCAGCGCUGAGAUUGGUGAAGUUUUGCUACAAAUCCAUGAAGGAAUGACUGUUCUGUUUUUGAGGAUCAAACACAGAAUUUUUCACACUGCUGUUCAUGUGUGUAUGCUUCUGCUGCUGCUCUGGAUGGCCAUUUUUCUCUAUGUGACUUUUUAUUACACCUUCAUACCUAACGCAACCUUCAUCACUCCUGUACACUUCUACUACAGCAGAUCUGAUGACCAAUCUGUGUGCUCUUUUCCCAUGGCUAACUUCUCACUGCUCCAGAAUGGCAAGAAACAGGUGAUAACACAUGACCAGCCCUAUCAAAUCACACUGGAGUUGGAAAUGCCUGAGUCUCCAGCCAACAUGCAACUGGGAAUGUUUCUGGUAAAGAUGUCUUGCUACUCCAAUAAGGGAGCGAUUGUUGGUACCUCAGUGCGCUCUACGAUGCUUCAGUAUCGAUCAUGCUUGCUGCAAACUUUGGAGACUCUAAUAUUCUUUCCUUUGAUGCUGAUGGGAGCAGUUGCACAGACGCAAAACAUCCAGGUGGAACUUUACUCUUCUUAUACAGACAGCCCAGAUAAACCCACUGUUGGAGCAAUUAUAGAAAUCCAAUCUCAGCAAGUUCAGAUCUACAAAGCACAGCUCUACAUUUAUGCACACUUCAGUGGCAUCAGGUAUCUCCUCUAUCACUUUCCUUUAAGCUCAGCUGUGGUGGGAGUGCUGAGUAACUUCAUCUUCCUCAUUGUGGUCUUUUUAAUCAGCCACCUGCAUUAUGGUCUGAGUAGCGACUGGCCAUAUCAACAGUUGGAGAAAUUGAAUACAUUUCUAGAAAGGAAAAUAGAUGCAACAGAUCAGUAUGAGAGAAACAGCACAGUGGGAUCUAGUGACAUCAUUGAUUCCAGUUCUGAUCAAAUAGAAGCCUCUUAUUCUGACAGAGUGGUGGAAGAAAACCAUGAGAGGAAUCACCUCAGAGGCACUCCUGGGAAGCGGUCUCGUUCUGAGGCAUUGGAUGGACAGAAUGAUAUAAAACGUGGAUAUUUGUCUGAGGACUUGUCUCAUUUAUCACUGCCUCCGUCAGUGUAUGAGACACAACUUAUCCUCCGGGGUCAUCAGUGCAAUCCUAAAACCAAACAGAUGGUGAUGUUAAGUAAUGAGGGGAAAUGUUAG